CAGUCAAUUCGUAACAUGUUUAAUCCAGAAGUAAUAUGCAAAUGUUGUAAGAAUGUAAUGCCUGUUCAGGAUAUGGAGAUCAGAAAACAAGAAUUCAUAAAAGCUUCGCCUGAAAUGACAUUACAUUUAAAAGAGAGGCAUGGAGUUGACUAUGAUAACUGGAUGUCACUUAAAUCAUGGCUAGUAAAUCAUGCAGGCGAUUAUUGUAAAGUCCCGAAAUUAGGAGUGAUAUAUAAAUGUAAGAAAUGUGAGAUUCCAUUCAAAAACGGAAUCAUGUUCGUAAAGCAUUUGUUCGACAAACAUCGCUGUGACGGGAAACUUGACAAAUUUCCUUGGAUUAACAUACCAAACGAAUUACGUUCUUUAUAUUCUACUGUCAGAGAGGAUACUACAUUAAGCAGCGAUAUUGCUGAUCGUUCAGGUUCCAGCAGUCAAGGUAGGUCAGGGGUUUCCUCGGAGUCAACUCAGUUUUCAAGGAAACGCAAAGAAGAAGUCUUGAAGAAAAUGUCAGAGACGUUAGAAGAAGUCGUGAAGAAGAUGUCAGAGAUGCCCGAGAUUAGCACUCAGAUAGAGGAACCUUUAUAUAAACGCAGAAAAUACAGUUCCACGGACAAUUCAGACUGAGGAAAAAUGAUUAGUGAUACUGCUGCAACAAGCAACAUUAAUUCAACUGUCAAUUUCGACCUCUAGUUCAGAAUCGUGUAACCAAUAUUUAAAUGAAGACACAGGCAAAGAAUUUCUUAUCGAUAUGAUUGCAGAUCAUUUUAAUGAAAACACCGAAACAGUUCUUAUUA
Messenger RNA from Camponotus floridanus (Florida carpenter ant), 794 nucleotides. RefSeq lists its product as uncharacterized. Lineage: Eukaryota; Metazoa; Arthropoda; Insecta; Hymenoptera; Formicidae. The record is from RefSeq and is a predicted model, not a curated record. Bases 16 to 624 code for a protein of 202 amino acids. The transcript is spliced from 3 exons.